Molecule: messenger RNA, 1818 nt
Organism: Octodon degus (degu)
Lineage: Eukaryota; Metazoa; Chordata; Mammalia; Rodentia; Octodontidae
Gene: Gcnt3
Product: glucosaminyl (N-acetyl) transferase 3, mucin type
Exons: 3
Coding region: 402-1760 (452 amino acids)
Cellular component (GO): membrane
Molecular function (GO): acetylglucosaminyltransferase activity
Source: RefSeq, a predicted model, not a curated record
UGCUGGGGCUGCAAGGCCCGCUCGCAGUCCGAGCCUGCUGCUGGCCUCUGGCUCGCACGCCUCCCUCGUGACUCUUGCUUGAGGACUUGCUCCUGAAGGAUGUGUCUGAGCUCGCUUGCUUAUCGCAGAGCAGGGGGCCGAGGGGUGACGGAGCUCCUGAAAGGUGACAGAGCUCCCCGCCAUUGUCCACCUUGCAGAGAUGAAAGCGGAGCCCACAUGUGUUUCUUGGGUGACUGGUGAAUGUUGGAAAAUAUAUUUUGAGGCUCUAGAAGAAGGAAGGCCAUAGAAUAUGGUGCGUACAUCUCCUUCCAUGGAACCCAGCUUGUCGUCCCUUGGAGAUAGAACCAUACCCUCCAGGCCGAAAAGAAGCUGUUGAAGGGCUGGGGAUUGAGUCCAGGAUCAUGUGCAAGGGGUCUCCCUACUUCGCGGCCACACUGGCUGCAAAGAUGAUUCCAUGGAAGAGGCUCUGCCGGCAUUACCAUGUGUGGGUCCUGGGCUGCUACCUGGUGCUGGCCGUUGUUGCCUUGAGACUUUCUCUCAGACUGAAGUGUGACUUUGAUCAACUGUAUUUGGACUCCAAGGAAUUUCCCACUCGGUACUGUAGGAAUAUCCUGUACAGAUCCCUGAGGCUUCCAGCAAAGAGGUCUGUCAACUGUUCGGGGAUCACCAGAGGGGACCAGGAAGCAGUGAUCCAGGCUGUCCUGAAUAACCUGGAGGUCAAGGAGAAGCGGCAGCCUUUCUCAGAGGCAGACUACGUCACCAUGACCAGAGACUGUGAGGCCUUUAAGGCCCAGAGGAGGUUCGUGCAGCUUUCGCUGAGCAAAGAGGAGGUGGACUUCCCUAUUGCUUACUCCAUGGUGGUGCAUGAGAAGAUCGAGAACUUUGAGCGGCUGCUGCGAGCCGUGUAUGUGCCCCAGAAUGUCUACUGCAUCCACGUGGACGAGAAGUCUCCAGAAACAUUCAAAGAGGCGGUCAGGGCGAUCGCUUCCUGCUUCCAGAAUGUCUUUGUGGCCAGCAAGCUGGUUCCGGUGGUUUAUGCUUCCUGGUCCAGGGUGCAGGCCGACCUGAACUGCAUGGAGGACCUGCUACAGAGCCCAGUGCCCUGGAGGUACCUGCUGAACACUUGCGGGACAGACUUUCCUCUUAAGACCAAUGCAGAGAUGGUCCAGGCCCUUAAGAUGUUGAACGGGAAGAACAGUAUGGAGUCAGAAAUACCCAGUGAAUACAAAAAAACCCGCUGGAAGUACCACUAUGUGGUGAAGGACACGCUGUACAUGACCAACAGGAAGAAGGGUCCUCCCCCUAAUAAUGUGACCAUGUUCACCGGCAACGCCUACAUCGUGGCUUCUCGAGACUUCGUUCAUCACGUCUUGAAUAACCCCAAAUCCCGACAGCUGAUCGAAUGGGUCAAGGACACCUACAGUCCUGAUGAGCACCUCUGGGCUACCUUGCAGCGGGCCUCCUGGAUGCCUGGCUCCUCCCCCCAGCACCCCAAGUACGACAUCUCAGACAUGGUCUCCAUCGCCAGGCUGGUCAAAUGGCAGCAGCAUGAGGGCGAUGUGAGCCAGGGGGCCCCUUACGGGCCCUGCUCUGGGGUCCACCAGCGGGCCAUCUGCAUUUACGGGGCGGGGGACCUGCACUGGAUGCUGCAGAACCAUCACCUGCUGGCCAACAAGUUUGACCCAAAGGUGGACGACAAUGUUCUGCAGUGCCUGGAAGAGUACCUCCGGUACAAGGCCGUCUACGGGGUUGGGCUGUGAGGCCACCGCAGAGGGGCUGCCGUGGAGCAGGAGCAGGUGCCACUCGGCCGAGCCCUCU